Molecule: messenger RNA, 663 nt
Organism: Porites lobata
Lineage: Eukaryota; Metazoa; Cnidaria; Anthozoa; Scleractinia; Poritidae
Source: the annotation of a GenBank genome assembly
AUGUAUUGCUCCAUGGUAGCCUUGACGAUGGGUGUCCAGGAGAUUUGCCAGCAAGUUGUAUUUAAUUGUCCAUGCAAAAGACACUUCGAGUAUGGGCUGGCAUUUUUAUGCGGACCAGCUAUUCUUUUGUUUUUCCUAGGCAUUUUCCUGAAUGACACUCUAUGCCGUACUGGCCCUGAAAGGGACACCGAGAAAGCCAUGACAAGCCCUCUAUGUCACUAUUUCAAGUUACUGUUCACUAUAUUCUAUGCAGUGACACUAGCAAGCGUCGCUCCAGUUGCCUGGUUGGUUCUAUCUUUCUUGCAACAGCAGUACUACACAUGCGCAUACUUUGGACCUCCUCUUGCCGAUAGAAUUUCAACUGCUACAAAUGCGACAUACAAGUGCCAUUUUAAGGUCGGCUUUCGAUCAAAAGAGAUGGAAGAAACCUACAAAACCGACAGUCAGAUUGCAGGCUGGUCACUCAUGAUCAUAUUCGUGAUCGUCCUUGUCAUUUCCAUCUGCAUACGUCAAUGCAUGAAAAAAGGAAAGCGUCUAAAAAUACCGAGUUCUGAAUACUACCGCCAUGUUGAAGCCCAAGAAGCCGUUGAGCAGUACCACGCCAUUGCAUUGGAACGUGCCAAAGAAAAAGCAAAGAUGUACAUUGAAAAUUUGUUCCCAAAA